This is a messenger RNA of Amphibalanus amphitrite, 2766 nucleotides long. RefSeq names its product serine/threonine-protein kinase 17B-like. Gene Ontology annotation, biological process: intracellular signal transduction; protein phosphorylation; positive regulation of apoptotic process. Gene Ontology annotation, molecular function: ATP binding; protein serine/threonine kinase activity. Gene Ontology annotation, cellular component: nucleus. NCBI's taxonomy places the organism in Eukaryota, Metazoa, Arthropoda, Thecostraca, Balanomorpha, Balanidae. Bases 680 to 2320 code for a protein of 546 amino acids. The record is from RefSeq and is a predicted model, not a curated record. The transcript is spliced from 7 exons.
GAUGCCCAACAGGAUGCGGGUACGCUCAACGAAUAACGAUAUGCUGCAAACACUUCCUUACAAGCGGAAGCGUCAUCUCGAGUGUUCCAUUUUGACAUUCAGCCCUAAAUAAUUGCGCUGCAGCUCACGUCUAAUCCCCAAACACACCUCGAGGAGUCGAGUAGCGUCUGAGCCGGGUCCGGCCUCGGGUCAACUGUGGCAUAAGUAGCGGGCUCGUCAGGCCGGUCACAGGGUGACCUCCACGGACCCUCGCCAGCACUUCCUUCACGGUCGAGUAGGCUCCCCUCUUCUCCAGUCCGGCGCCCUGACACACUGCGCGCCAUGAGCGACCCCCUGUCCCCCUUCAACACCCCCCCCCCCCUCCGUGCACAGACGAAUCAAUUACAGUUCUCAUACCGUGCACCUUUGAGCAAAUAACCAGCGCCGGCCGCCGGCCCGCCGGGGACCUUGACGGGCGCCAUUCAGACCAGUGACGUCACAGGGCAGGCUCCGCCCCCCGCCGCGGCCGCCGCGCUCAGCUCCGGCGGCCCACCAUUCGGACGCGAGAAUUGCGAGCGGGUGGGCGUGCGAGCGCGUGGCUCUCCGAGCGGGCACGAGCUAGCGCCGCCAGUGAGCGCCGUCAGGGACACCAGUCCGGAGCGAGCGCGAGCACAGACGGAGCGGGCGGAGGCGCGCCGCCAUGCGCGAGGUGUUUGACAUACGGUGCGGCCGAGUGCCGGAGCGGACGCUGAUCUCGGCGCCCGGCUCUGGCGGACUACUGACCCCCGGCCAGGAGAGGCUCGCCCACCUGGUCACCGACGGCUCCAUCCACGACGUCUACGAUGUUGAACAUGUGCCCUUCGCCAGAGGACAGUUCGCCUCGGUGAGGAAAUGCACGCACAAACUGACCGGACAGCGUUUCGCCGCCAAGGUGCUGCGCAAGCGGCGCCGGCUGACUGACAUCUACCACGAGAUCGCCGUGCUGGACGCCUUCGCCGACUGCAGCCGUAUCAUCCAGCUUCAUGAAGUGUUCGAGACGUCCACAGAGAUCUUCCUUGUUCUGGAACUGGCGAACGGAGGCGAGAUGCAGACCCUGCUGGAUGUGGAGGAGUUCAUCAGGGAGGAGGACGUGAUUCGAAUGAUGCGCCAGAUUCUGGAAGGACUGCACCAACUUCACGACAACAACAUCGCCCACCUCGACAUCAAGCCCCAAAACCUGCUGCUGACCGGACCAUUCCCCAACUGUGACGUCAAACUGUGCGACUUCGGCAUCUCCAGACAAGUGAUUGGCAACGGCGAACUCCGAGAGAUCAUGGGCACGGCAGAUUAUAUGGCGCCGGAGAUCCUCAACUACGAACCGCUCUCGCUGGCCACAGACAUGUGGUCGAUCGGAGUUCUGACCUACGCCCUGCUGACUGGAUACACCCCGUUCACUGGAGCCAACAACCAGGAGACCUACUGCAACAUCACAUCGGAGGAGGUUGACUUCCCCGAGGACCUAUUCAGCGACAUCAGCGACAAUGCCAAGGACUUCAUCGCCGGCCUGCUCGUCAAAAACCCGAGUGGACGACGCACCUUGCACAGCUGCUUGGAGCAUCCUUGGCUGUCGACUGACAACUGCGAGCCGUCGCUUCUCUCCUCCGACUGUGUCCAGACUGAAAAGGACAGUGGCUUCAACAGCCCGGCCUCGUCAGACGACGAGACCAGCCUGCCCUUCACUCCCACCUCCAGUCCGCCCUCCACCAUCACCAGCGCCGACACCGACACGCAGAACGGUAACGACUCGACGCGCCGAGACUCCGGCUUCGGGUCCAGCUCGCUGACCACCGGGGCCUACACCAUCGAGAACGCCCUGCCGGCGCCGGUGUCGCAGUCCGCUGUCGACAACGCCCCGGUGACGUCUCCGGCGGAGUCUGAGCUCACAGUGCCUGCCGAGCGGCGCUUGCGCUCGUGCAGUCCGCUGGCGGUACGGGUCGUGCCAGUGCCCAACGAGGUGACCCUGGAGCUGGAGCCGACCCGGGUGGUGUCAGCGCGCGUCACCAUGCGCUCGAUGACGCCGCCGCCGGUCGACGACGACGCCAGUGACGUGACCUCUGAGGCGAGCAGCAGCGACCGCACGAGUGAUAUGUCCUGGGAGGAGACCGAGUUCUCCUACCGGCGACUCUCGGUGGCGCAGCUCACCGAUCGCGUCUGGGACUGCUUCAACGAGCACGACUUCAACGUGGAGCCCGUGCGGCCCUGGGAGAACGUGUGCACGGGCGCCGUGGGCCGCGCAAAGGCCAUGUUCAGCUGUAAGAGCGCCGCGCCACCGGUGGUGCGCACGGCGCCGCGCCGGUUCUGACCGGGGCACCUCCGUCCCAGAGAGCCGGCCGUGCUCGCCACGGCACACCGCAUUGUCAGUUGUCUUCAUAACUUAUUGCCAUCGUCACAACUAAGUGUACUAUGUAACUUAUUGUCUGCGUCGGCCGCGACGGACUCGACUAAUCAGGGUAUGGCGUCGGCGUCGUCGCGACGUUCGCGACGCACGUGCGCGCACGCGUCAAGUCAUGACGCCGGUCGAGAGAGAGUGGUGCACCCGCCCUGGCUUGGCGUGGCUUCGCGCCAGAGAGCGAAUGUGUUCAGUUUUAGCUUACAAUGCUAGUCAGGUCGGUGUGUAAAGUAUUGGAGCAAGAUGAAGUGUAUGAAACUGUGUACUACACAUGUGCCUUUGAUUAUUAUGUGCAUUGUGUUAUAGUGUUAUGGUUGCAAAUAUUUUAGAAAUAAUAAAUAAACAUCCGAAUAAUUAAA